AUGCACUUGUCCAUUUUGUUUUUGUUCUUUCUCCGCAUUACCUCCGGGCUCGACGUGUCAAUCCCAACUGCCCCGCCGAUCCCUAGAGCCCCGAAGAUAUCACCAUCCUUUGUGUCCUUUUCAAUUGAACAGGACCGCUGGACGGACUGGGUGGGCUUGACGUCGAGAAAUCAAUUCUUUAUCAACACACUGGAGAAUUUGCAAGAUUUGACCGGGGUGCCACCUCAAAUUAGGAUUGGCGCUAAUAGCGAGGAUCACACAAAUUUUAACCCUAGUGCUCAGACCCCCCAACUUAUCUUUCCUGCACCGUCUACGACGGUACCCUACCCGGAAGCGACGAAUAUCACCGUUGGUAACUCUUUCUACGCAUCUGCUCGAUUCCUCCCAAACAAUACCCAUGUCAUCUGGGGUGUCAACCUAGGUCAAGAUAACAUCACAGCCGCCUUCUUGGAAGCAAAGGCGAUAAUCAGAGCAUUCCAUGCACCCGCGAUCAAGAGUGCCGGUAUCGUGUUAGAUGCAAUUGAGAUAGGCAACGAAGCAGAUUUGUACAUGAAUAACGGCGCCAGGCCGAAGACGUACACCUCGGCACAAUACGUCAAAGAAUGGAUUUCAUUUGCAGCCAAUAUCUCGGCAGCCAACGCUCCUGGCCCCCUAUAUUGGGGAGCGGCGUUUGCUGGGUCUUCUCACUCCACGUCCGGUUUUUCCCCGCAGGCCAUCUUCAACGAGGGGAUCCUGUCAUCAACGCCAGGGCAAUCGAUAUCAAUGAUAUCGCAACACCAUUACAGCGGUACCUUUUGUUUCGGGAAUGGUGCGGUAUUGCAAGACUUGAUGACAAAGGCGUACAUUAGAAGCAACUUGACAUCUUUCUCUCCUGAUAUCGCAGCAACUCGUGCGCAAGGUCUACCUUAUGUGUUAGGAGAAACCAACAGUUUUUCAUGUCAUGGAACGCCCGGAGUUAGUAACACAGCGGGCGCCGCACUGUGGACAUUGGACUAUCUGCUGUUUGCUUCACAAUUAGGAGUAUCAAGAAUUUUCUUCCAUCAAGGAAUAGGAUUCAAGUACAAUCUGAUUCAACCUGUCACCCUCACACGGUCAACUCUAGACGGAUCGAUCCUUCCUAGUCCACAGCCACCCCACGUCCAACCCCAAUACUACGCUGCCAUCAUAGCUGCUGAAGCGAUUGGAGACGGUGGGAACACUGUGGUGAUUGAGCUCAACGUUAACGACACAAGGGUGUCCGGAUAUGCGUUCUACGAAGGCACGACGCUCGCUCGCGCAGUUUUUAUAAACUCGCAGGCAUUCCUGAGGACGAACUCUGGUAACCGAGCUAGUAAACACAUUGAUUUGGACUGGGCCUCUGAAGCGCAAGAGACUAUGCGCCUGAAGCGACUGAUUAUUGGACAUGCGGAUGAUGUUUCGGGGUUAUCAUGGGGUGGUCAGAGCUAUGAAACCCCUGAUGGCACUGUGAAUGGGACUGUGGAGGUAGAGGUGCUUGACGUGUCGAGUGGCUUUGACAUUCAGGAGACUGAAGUGGUCAUGAUUACUUUCAUCUAAAGCUCAACACAAAAACGCUCAUCGCAGCCAGUAAUACACCUUACUAUACACGUCGUAAUGAAAAAUGAAAGUAACCAAA
This is a messenger RNA of Laccaria bicolor S238N-H82, 1633 nucleotides long. Its product is annotated as glycoside hydrolase family 79 protein. The transcript has 9 exons. NCBI's taxonomy places the organism in Eukaryota, Fungi, Basidiomycota, Agaricomycetes, Agaricales, Hydnangiaceae. The record is from RefSeq and is a predicted model, not a curated record. The coding region runs from base 1 to 1554 and encodes 517 amino acids.